Molecule: messenger RNA, 1759 nt
Organism: Drosophila ficusphila
Lineage: Eukaryota; Metazoa; Arthropoda; Insecta; Diptera; Drosophilidae
Product: synaptic vesicle glycoprotein 2A
Exons: 9
Coding region: 58-1620 (520 amino acids)
Biological process (GO): transmembrane transport
Molecular function (GO): transmembrane transporter activity
Source: RefSeq, a predicted model, not a curated record
UCUAGUAACUUUCAAAAUUUCUACUGCCACCAUUGAGAUUUUAUACUUUUUAUUUUGAUGGUGGACCGAGCCAAGGAAAAUGCGGAGGAGCCUGCUGAUUUCGAAGCGGCGAUUGCGGAGUGUGGAUUUGGGCUGUUCAACCUGUUCAUCCUGUGCAGCGCGAUUCCCUGCCUCACGGCGAUGGUCUUCUCGGCCUCGGCGCUAUCCUAUGUGAUGCCUUCGGCGGAGUGUGACCUCGACCUCAGCAUCGUGGACAAGGGAUUGCUCCAUGCGGUGACCUACGCGGGCAUGAUCAUCUCGGCGAUUCCCUGGGGAUUCGUGGCAGACACCGUCGGUCGGAGACCCGUGCUCAUCUCCGGGGGAUGGCUAGAUGGCUUCUUCGUUCUCUGCGCCUCCUUUAGCCAGAAUACAGCCCAGCUGAUGGUCUUUAAGUUCUUUGAUGGCUUCAUCAUCUGUGGUCCAUUUGCGGUGGUGGUCAGCUACCUGGCGGAGUUCCAUGGCAAAAAGCACCGGCCGUACAUCAUGUUGUUUGUGGGUCUGUGUGUUUCGGUCGGAUCGAUGAUAUUACCUCUGUUGGCUUACUUCCUGAUGCCGGUGGAUAUAUAUUUCAAGGUUGGCACUCUGCAGUUUCGCACCUGGCAAGUUUUCCUGGCAAUUAGUUCGCUGCCGAGUUUUCUCUGCGGUCUUCUGCACAUUUUCCUGCCCGAAAGUCCCAAGUUUCUCAUGUCCCAGGGGAAUUACAAAAAGGCUAUGAAGUCCUUGCAGAGCAUUUAUCAUCUUAAUAAGCGAAAGAGCAGGGACAGCUAUCCGGUAAAACGCUUAUCCGAUCCAACGCCCGAUCGCUCUGAUGAUAUUGAUGGCAAGUCCUCAACAAUCAAGGAAAGAUUUGGGCGAGCCAAGAAAAAGUUCAACGAGGGCUUAUGGCAAUUAAGGCCAAUGUUUUCCAAGCCCUAUUUAACCAUUUCCCUGCUGGUUUACUGCCUGCAUUUCUGUCAGAUAAUGUGUGUUAACUCGGUGCGUUUGUGGCUGCCACAAAUCUUCGCCACGAUGGACGCAAUGGAGAGUCUGGGGGCGAAUGACACGAGUAUGUGUGCGGUUUUGGACCACAAUGCGAUGGCCAUGUCCAUGAACGAGGAGGAAAAGAAGGUGGAGUGCGCUCUACACCACAAUCCAAGCAGCUACGUGGAUAACAUCAUCGUGUCGGGAAUUGGCCUGGUUGGCUUUCUGCUUAUAUUUCCACUGAUGCGCAUCCGAGUGGUCAACAAUCACAUACUGAAAGUGUUCCUAUUUAUCUGCAUUUUUCUGCUGGGCGGACUGUACUUUGUGAAAACUGCUUUGGUCACGAUGAUAGUAUCCGCAAUUUACUUGACUCUGAUGGGAAUUUGUGCCACAACAGUUAUUGGAAUGUCUGUGGUGAUUUUUCCCACUCUGAUGAGGACAAUGGUUCUCCUGCUGAUCAUGACUUUUGGAAGACUUGGAUCUGUGAGUGGCAACCUUUUGUUGCCUAUUUUCAUGCAACUCGGCUGCCUAGCUCCAUUUAUUUGGCUCUGUGUUCUAAUGUCCAUAGCCUUUCUGUUCUCGCUGUUCCUGAAGGUCGACGAUCAGCAAGCGCUGAGCUAAUAUCCUAGAAUUUUUGUACUCGCAGCUUAACCAGAUUAUUUGCAAUCAUCUCGCCAUCGAUGGAUUCCGGGCGAAUUAAUAGUCAGCGCAAUCGACUAUGCGGUUAAUUCAACUUAAUUACACUUUAAUCACAUGCACA